GAAUUUUUUUUAAGGGGAGCAGUACUACCAAUAUGAGUUCAAACACCAACCUUCCCAUGGAGAAUGUGACCGCAUGACCAAAUCCUCACCCUCUGUUGCCUUCACACGUUAUACAAACCUGUACUGUGACUUGGAUAAUGUGUUUGCUCUGCUCUUUCAAGGCAUUCAGGGGCAUCACAAAGGACCACGUUUCAUUUCCAAAGACUGGAUUGGCAUCAAACCUCCCAUAGAUGCAGCAAUGGUUGGCCGACUGUACGUAAGCCCUGGUCCCUCACCAUCUCCAGCCACCAGCCUGAGCAGGGGCCGAACCAGACAGAGAAAGAAGACUAGGGGCCGAGGAGCCAGAGUGAGCCGUUCACUGUUCUGGGAAGACUUCGGAUUGGACUAUGAGGAAAGGUAUUAUGGAGCAGAGAAGCGUGGUAAAAACCAGAAAAAGGGCCGUGGAAGACGUCCAUCUUUGUUUGACAUGAGCUAUGAUCCAGAUGACUACAUAGAUCAUGUGGAGAUUGUUCAAGAGAAGGCCACACCUGUGCAGAAUGUCUUCUUCUUUAAGAAAGAUAAAUACUACAGGGUGGACCUGCAGACCAAACGGAUUGACUACGUAAACCCUCCUUACCCAAGAUCCAUUGGCAAAUAUUGGUUGGGAUGUAAAGAAAAGGAUUUAUCAGAAAAAAGAUAAGAAACAAGGUUUUCAUAUUUGAGUUGAAAGUGAAGAUUUUGAUGUUAUUGCUUAAUUAGAUGUCAUUUAUGAGGAUUAAUCAUUACUAUCAAUAUUAUAGUUCUCUAAGUAUUCCUGAUGUGUUACAUUACAGUAAUAUCUGACAAUAGUUUUGCAUGCAUUAGGGAAAAGCUUCUAAUAACCUUAUUACUAUAAUGCAAUAAGAUACAAUGAUCUCGAUUGAACUUCUAAACUGUUCUUGUUAUAAGUUUGAAAAUACUGAAUAAUAAACUGAGCAAUCAUUA
Molecule: messenger RNA, 963 nt
Organism: Sinocyclocheilus grahami
Lineage: Eukaryota; Metazoa; Chordata; Actinopteri; Cypriniformes; Cyprinidae
Product: vitronectin-like
Exons: 5
Coding region: 74-679 (201 amino acids)
Biological process (GO): cell adhesion mediated by integrin; cell-matrix adhesion
Molecular function (GO): integrin binding; extracellular matrix binding
Source: RefSeq, a predicted model, not a curated record